Messenger RNA from Conger conger (European conger), 6053 nucleotides. RefSeq names its product glycerophosphodiester phosphodiesterase domain containing 5b (gene gdpd5b). Bases 421 to 2199 code for a protein of 592 amino acids. Gene Ontology annotation, biological process: positive regulation of neuron differentiation; lipid metabolic process. Gene Ontology annotation, cellular component: plasma membrane. Gene Ontology annotation, molecular function: glycerophosphodiester phosphodiesterase activity. The record is from RefSeq and is a predicted model, not a curated record. Lineage: Eukaryota; Metazoa; Chordata; Actinopteri; Anguilliformes; Congridae. The transcript has 17 exons.
GUUACUCGCCCGUGCUGUCACAAAGCGCACUAUAACCUACGAGAAAGCACAGGACCAGGAAGAUCAGCUGGGAGAAAGGAGGUUGAACCCCAGAAUUUAGGCACACCACUUUGGAUACAAACAGAAAUAAUUACUUAGAUGGGAAGAGUUUCUGCCCAGGCGAUGUUCUGAACUGCGCGUUCGCACCUGUCCACUUAUUCCGUUGUAUAGCCCAUUGUCCUCGUUAUUAUUUGGUUAGCAGAAGGCACACACCUUGGUGCUUUUGACAGAGCGCGAACCCUCCUGUCCUGACGCGUGUAAAAGGAAUUUAACCCAGCGCAAAACCAACAGAACCAACCGCUCUCAGCUGCAUCCCUUUCAAGAGCCGAAGAACUUAACUGGCAAAGGGUGCCCUGCUCUGAAUGGGAUGUUAGUGGGAGCAUGGUGAGGCACCAGCCCCUGCAGGUCUAUGAGAAGCAGCUGUGUUUGUCAUGUCUGACCGGGAUCUACGGCUGUCGCUGGAAACGCUACCAGAGGUCACAUGACAGCACCACCAAGUGGGAGUGUUUGUGGACCCUGGUUCUGAUCAUUACAUUUUCUCUGCUCCUGAUCUGGUCCUACUUCUGGUUGGAGGCCCACAAUGACUACAACCAGUUCAACUGGAUCUUGUAUAACAGGUCGGGGGAGUGGAGUGACGGCACCGUCCCCAUCCUCGCCUCAACAGCUGCCGGCUUCACCUACAUCACAUUCCUCCUGAUCCUAGCCUUGGGACAUGUUGCCGUGGGACAGCAGCUGAACCUGCACUGGCUUCACAAGAUUGGAGUGACAGCAGCCCUGCUGACCACCAUUAUAGGGUUCAUCUCCAUCAGUCAGCUGUGGGGGGGGGAAUGGGACAUCAUCCCCCUCUCUCUGCAGGCGACGGGCCCCUUCCUGCAGAUGGGAGCGGUGGCGGCCGCGACCGCCCUGGCCUGGCUGGUCUCCGCGCAGGUCGCCCGCGCCGAAAGAACCAGGACUCAGGCCCUGCUGGUCCUGCUGUACCUGGCUGCUCUGCUCACCCUGUACCUGCUGCCCCUCCAUAUCUCCUCCCCCUGCCUGAUGGAGCGCAAACGCCUCCCGCUCCCGCCGGCCAUCAUCGGCCAACGGGGAGCCCCCAUGCUGGCUCCAGAGAACACCCUGAUGUCCUUUCAUAAAGCACUGCAGCACAGAGUGGUGGGGCUGGAGGCUGACGUGACAAUCAGCCUGGACGGCGUGCCCUUCCUCAUGCGGGACCGGACGCUGGCGAGGACCACGGACGUGGCGACGGUCUUCCCGGAGAGGCGCUUCGAGGACGCCUCCAUGUUCAACUGGACGGACCUGCGGGCUCUCAACGCUGGCCGUUGGUUCUUGAAGGAGGACCCGUUCUGGUCGGUGCAGGCCCUGUCCCGCGGGGACCGCGUCCGGGCGGGGAACCAGACCGUGUGCAGCCUGGAGGAGGUGCUGCGGCUAGCGGCUAGCUCCAACGUCUCGGUCCUCUUCCGCCUGCGGCGCCCCCCCCCGGACCACCCCCACCACCACAGCUGGGUCAACGACACUCUGGAGGCCGUGCUGCAUUCUGGGAUACGCCAGGAGCAGGUGAUGUGGACGCCGGACUGGGACAGGCAGGCAGUUCGGGAGGCAGCCAGGGGCUUCCAGCAGACCUCGGAGAAAAAGCGUCCGCUGAAAGAGCUCCAGGAGAACGGCAUCGUGCGGCUCUAUCUCCGCUACAACCAGGCCAGCUCACAGGAAGUACGUGAGUUCUCGGGGGCGAACCUGAGCCUGACCCUGUCCAGUGUGAAUGACCCCUGGCUCUUCUCAGUGCUGUGGUGCAGUGGCGUCUCCUCCGUGUCUUCAGACGCCCCCCACCUCCUCAGAAAGGUGCCUUACCCCCUCUGGCUGAUGAGCCCGGAUGAGUAUGCGGCAGUCUGGAUCAUCGCUGACCUCCUCUCUUUCGCUGUAGUAAUAGGGAUAUUUGUGUUCCAAAACUAUCACAUGAUCAGGUGGAGGCUCAGUGGGAUGCAGAGGUACAACCCGGAGCAGAUCAUGCUGAGCGCAGCGGUCCGGAGGUCCAGCCGGGACGUGAACAUCAUGAAGGAGAAACUCAUCUUCUCAGAGGUGAGUAAUGGCAUGGGGGGUGCAGACGAGCUGUCCGGAUACGAGGAAAAUGGAUACGACUACUACACUAACCAAGGCAUCGGCCAGUGACCCGGACUGCCCACACCCUGGCCCCUACGACUACUACACUAACCAAGGCAUCGGCCAGUGACCAGGCCUGCCCACACCCUGGCCCGGAGAACGUCACGGAUAUCAUGCAGAACUAUUGUGUUCACUGGAUGCAUGUAGGACUCUGGGAAAUGGAGCUCUGUCCCUUCAUCAAAGCUUAUGAUUGGUUGUUCUGGAAUCACCUGCACACCCCUAUUGUUGUGUGUAUACUGGAAAUGUAAAAAUACUGCUUUUGCAUGGUAGGACUGCAGUGCGCUUGCCGGUCUACAAGCACAUUCUUGCUGAUUCUUUCAGUGGUCUGCUCCCGUGAUAUUUUCAAUGUUUUCAAAUGCCCUUGGAUUUGCCUCCCCAACUGUGCCUCCUGGGCCUUCAACGCAUGACUAUUAUACUAAUACUUCAUGUUCAUGAUUUAGUUUACAUAUUUAGUCUUAUUCAGGAAUGAGUAUGGGUAUGACAGUCUGGAUCGUGGUUAUGUGAAAUGCGUUCAGGGAUUCUGCCUCGCUGGGAGUCUACCAUGUUUAAUAUACUGUAGCCAACACAGAUGUGACAGUGGACCUUAAGGUGAUAGCCUCUGCCAUUCCUCAGAGAAGUGUACGUUACAGUUAUUGAAAUGAUUAUUAUUUUCCAGUGUGCUUUCAUUCUUGCAUAUUUUCUGUACAGUGCAGUCUACGUAUUUAGACAACUGUUUUUGUUUUGGCUCUUGUACUCCAGCACACUGGUUUGGAAAUGAAACAAUGAAUGUGAGGUUAAAGUGCAAACUGUCGGCUUUAAAUUGAGCAUAUUUACAUAAAUGGGGGAUCAAUGUAAAAAAAAUGACAGCCCUUUUUCUACACAAUUCCCCCAUUUUAGGUGACCAAAAGUAAUUGGACAGAGAAGUAGUCAUAUUUAGUUUGUGGUUGCAAUGACUGCCUGAGGCGUGUGACUCAGACAUCUCCACACACUGGAUGUCUCCCCUGGUGAUGCUCUGCCAGGCCUGGGCUGCAGCCCUCUUCAGCUCCUGCUUGUUUCAGGGCCUAUUUCCCUUCAGUCUGGUCUUCAGCUAGUGAAAUGCGUGCUGGAUUUAGAUCAGGUGAUUGACUCAUGCCAGUCCUGUGGGAUGAAGCACCAUACAGUGAGUUGAGCUUUAACCAAGCAGUUGAAUUCGGCUGUGACCAAUUUAUUCUGAUUUCACAGCCUCAUGAUGGCCUGCUUUACUGGCAUUUACUGGCAUUAUUUGUUGAGUGAUAACAGCAACAGAUUCCACAUGCAAAUAUCAUGCCUAGAAUCAACUCUAGACCUUUGCUUUCUUGUGUGUAAACUAAUGAUGCGAUGACACACAGCUGGCCAAGAAACAGCCGAGCAGCCAAUUCUCCAGUUACCUUCGGUCCCUUAAAGUUGCAAGGCUAUGUAUGAAAGGUUCACCCAAUAUGAAAGGUGACAGUCAUUCCCUGAAAGGUGAAAGUCAUUCAUUUGUACAGAGCCAAAACAAGUACAGAACCAAAAUGGAAAAAAAACUUUGUGUCAUUGUCCCAAUACUUACGGACUGCACUGUAGUGAUGUUGAGUAUAAAUGCUAAUUCACCAUGAUUCCACUGAACUAGCCUGGUGUGAAGCUGUUAACUGUAGAGGAACAGUGCGUGAGUGUGUGUGUUAUCUGUUGUGCCGUGUCACACUGUGUGUAGCCAUCAUAGUUAGUGUUUCUACCACAUCGUGCUCUUCUGUUUGGAGUGCUACAUAUACUCUUAGAGUGAACUUGUGUUGCUGCUUUAGUGUGGUUUUGGUCAUAUGCAGUUACACUGUGGUAAAUAGUCACUUGCUGGUUAAGUAUUCCUUUAAACCUUUUCCACUCUCAGAUUUAUUUUUUAAUAAGACUUGAUGUGGUGUGUCAGUCAUGUAAAAAAAAAAAAAAAAACCCAUAAUGUGAAAUGUGAUCUUGUAUUUUUUAUUUUUAUGUUAUCAGCUGAUAUCAAAUAUAUGCCUUUUACAGAAAAGGAUGUAUAUUUGAGUUCUAGAUUCACCCCAAAUAUUUUUGCUUGUUAUUUUGAAAGAGUUUUUUCAUACUGUAUUAAAUAAGAAAUAAUGUUGUUGUAAAUGCUUCUUCAAACAUUUCUCAUAGUAUCAAAAAAUAAUAGAAUACUAUAUAGCAAAUUUUCAUAUUGGCGCAAAUAUCCUGCAAAUGAGAAAAUAUGCAUUCAAUAUUUUUCCUUUUUUUUUUGUGACGGUGGCUGUAUGAACUGUGAAAUUAGUUUUAAGGAGAGUAUUAACCUAAUCUAAUGCAGUGCUGCACAUACAUCUGCAAAGGAACCACAACUGUGCAUUAAGGUUUCAUUAAGGUUUUUGCGUGCCUCAGAUGACCCUAAUUAAAGAAGUUUCAGGUACGAAAGGGAUUUUCUCAUGUCAUUCAACAGGAAGGAACCUAAAUGGACAUUUCUGAACAUUUGCACUGAAUUAAAUUAUGUAAUCAUUAACCUUGUGGUUCAAGGUUUUGUUCCACUGAGAAAAUCAAAUUUUCUGUAUACUACUUUUUCUAUAUACUGCUGCAAAUCCCUCAACUAUUCAACUUUCAGGGUAAUAACACCUUUUGAAUGAUUAUGCCGUGUGUGGUGAAAUUGGUAUAAUUAUUUACCAUUUCUAUCUUUGGAGUCAAUUUUCUCAAAACCUGAUUUUGGACGAUAUUUAGGACUAUCAUUGGAUAGUCAUCAUAUUAUCAUGGAACUUUGCUAACCUUUACAUCAUAUCCAGGAGAGUGUGUUGAACGAAUUAUUGUCUUAUUAUAAGCUUUAUGGGAACAGCAUCACAAAUCUCAUCAUUAGAUCCUGAAAUUUCAUAAUUUUUCUUCAUGAAAAAUCGGACAUUUUAGAAAAAUGACUAUUGGGUACUGGUGAUAAAAAAAAAAAUGGCAGGUUUAAUCUUAAACGAGUCUUAUUUAGAAUCUUUUAUAUAUAAUUAAUAAUAAUUAUAACGAUAUCUUACUUGGUUCAGAUUAUAGACUGCUACAAAAAUGUUCAAAUUUGUAAUUUCAAUCGUCUUGAAUAACAUAUGCAAAUGAGCUCAUUUACAUAUUUUAGAAUUUAUCUUUUCAAGUCCAUACCUCAUGAUAAUUGAAGUAUGUACCUCUGACAGGAUCAGGAAGACCAAAGAUGCAUUUUCAGUGGAACAUAACCUUAACUAGCCCACAGUAUCCCUGUCUCACAAUAUCCUGUUUAUCUACCAGCCCACUGAAGUUAAACUAGCUCAUGACGUGGACAUUGUAUGUGUUAAUUGUGACACAGGACUGUAAUUUGCCAAUCCAUAAAUUAAUCAUAAAUUAACAUAGUCUUCACAGCAAAUAAGGAAUUCCAAUGUUGACCAUAUACCCAAGUAUUUAUAUUGGUAUUGUUGAAUUACUGUGAUACAUUGUCUUAUGAAUUGAUCACAUUUUCUCUGAGGUUAAAUAUGCAUUCAUGAUCUUCAUAUUUUUUGUAAAACCUCUGUCGUGUUAUUUUACAGUUGAUGUUCUGGAAACAUCUUUAUGAAUAGAGUUCUGUCUUAAUUUUGACUGUUUUCUGUGUUCUUUUUUUAUUGUUGAAAUUUUGUGUAACUUUUUAUAUUCAUAUCCAAUCCUUGACCUCCCAGAAAGUAAAUUCAUCUCCUUCAGAACUAAUUAACCUAUUACUGUAUGCUCAUGACAAAUUCUCAUUUAUUUUUAUUCCGCUUAUGAAACUUCAAGGAAAUCAUUGUCUGGACAUUUUCUCAGAAUGAUGCAGGGACAUGGUUCUGAUUACAGACCCCAUCUAUAUUAACAACUCACGGAACACAGGUUUUAAUUCUGUAUUUUAUGUCAGUUUAAUAAUGAAUUAUGCUCUGUAUUAUGACAAA